Molecule: messenger RNA, 5455 nt
Organism: Megalobrama amblycephala (Wuchang bream)
Lineage: Eukaryota; Metazoa; Chordata; Actinopteri; Cypriniformes; Xenocyprididae
Product: class A basic helix-loop-helix protein 9
Exons: 1
Coding region: 983-1786 (267 amino acids)
Biological process (GO): developmental process; regulation of transcription by RNA polymerase II
Molecular function (GO): RNA polymerase II transcription regulatory region sequence-specific DNA binding; protein dimerization activity; DNA-binding transcription factor activity, RNA polymerase II-specific
Source: RefSeq, a predicted model, not a curated record
GUAUAUAGUACGGAAACUUUCUGUAAACCAAUUGACAGUUUUUCACCGCAGCAUUUUUACAGUCUUUUACUGUUAAAAUCACGGUCAUUUUGUACAGUGUACAACUACACAGACUGUCAACAUGUUUAUAGAUUUUACUGGUUACAAACUGAAAACCCAUCAACUUGUUCUUCUAGAACCCCUUUUCCUAAAGGUAUAGUUCUCCCAAAUAACUAUAAAAUAUAAAUAAAUUUUCCAAAAGAGUUUUUUUACUGUGAUACCAUAGAAGAACCAUUCAUUAAUUCAUUUUUUUUUUUUUUCUUCUUCUUUUUGAAAAGGCCCAUUUUAAUAGUAUGUAGAACAUUUUUUUCAAUAUAAAGAAGCUUUUGUGUAAUGGAAAGCUUAAAUGGAUGUUAAAGGUUCUUCAGGGAACUAUAUGUCAAUAAACUUUUAUUUUUAAUAAUGUAUCCCUCUGAGAGUUGUUUUUGCAUUUUACGAAAAUAUGAAUGAACUGUGAUUCCAUAAUAUUUAUAAGGAAGAAACAUAUCUCCAAUAUCAAUACGCAAUUGUCACGCAAGAGUCAAAACCAAGCAUAAAACGCCUAAUUUUCACACACCGCAGAGUUACGUGCAUCUGUCAACUCUGCAGUUACCAUUCCUUAUUUUCGGCAUGAUACAGUUGGAAAGAUCAGAUCCUGUGUGUUGAGGAGGUGUGUCAAAACCUGUUGACUGAUGUCUACACUUGCCUUGAGGGCACUUGUAAACACAGAAUACACCUUUGCUUAUAGGCAGCUGGCUCACGUGACACAUCUACAGAUUGCAUUUAAAAACCCCUCUCUCCCUCUCUGAGACUGACAGAUCUGAACUAGUAGGUGAGGAGAAGAUCUCAACAUGUGGAUGUUUUGCAAAGAUAACUGUUUGUAGUUCACACAGGACCAUAAGAGUUCUAAUCUCUCAUACCAAAGCAGAGAUUUGCAUUUUGAAGUAGACAAAAGUGAACAACGAUGAGUUUGGGCAGCACCAGUACAGAAUCUGAAGUUUCAGAGGAUGAGUUGGAGGAUUGUCCUUUAGGUCAGGAUGACGAUUGUGACAACGAAAGCCCCGGAAAGGUUCGUUCAGAGCGCUCAAUGUCAUCCGGCCCAAGUGACACAGAGGACGUCAAAGCAGUUAAGAGCCGAACUCGGCCCAAGCGGUCCAAAGCACGGAGAGUCGCCGCCAACAUCCGAGAACGGAAGCGCAUCCUGGACUACAACCAGGCCUUCAACGCAUUGCGCACGGUCCUCAAACACGACCUUAGUGGAAAGCGCCUGUCCAAGAUUGCCACGCUCCGCCGUGCCAUCCACCACAUUUCAACACUAUCUUUGUAUCUGCGGACACAUUCGGCCACAGAACCACAAGCACCUCCGUGUACUCAAUCGGAGUGCUAUCGGCAGCCGGAAGAGAACAGUUCCCUGUCCAGGAAGACCGGAACUUUCCAGGAACCGAUAGAUAACUACAUUCCCCAUCAGCCAGAGCUCACAGUCUCUACAGAGAUGUAUCAAGACGCAUCAAUCUCUACACCAUCUCAACACUACAACCACUGCGCCACCAACAGUCAGGAACACGUGAAUCAUGGACACUUCAGUCACCACUGGGAGGACCAAAGCAGUGAUUACUACAGUGGAGGACCUGGAUAUCAACAUGGGACGAGGGUCACCUGUCAUCAGAACCAUAUGGACACUUAUGCAGACUCUGCUAACCCGUCUUUGGCUUGGCAGCUGGGUUACCUUCAAUGUCAUGGACACCAGCAGUUCCUGAGUAUGCACUAACUUUUCUCAUGCUAGAGUUAUUUUGAAAAGCAUUAGAAAUUUUUGAAUAUAAUAGUGUACAUUAAGAGUAUUUUGGGAUAAAUUUCUCAGGUGAAAAAAAUAUACUGUAUAUUACAGCAAAUGCCUUGUAAAAGUCCUCUAACUGUUAGUUUAUUGUAAAUUGUAAAUAAUAUUUAAAAAAAAAAAAAACUCUUUUCAAACCACUGUCCUUAAAAGUCUAAAUAUCUUUUAAAUGUAAAUGUAAUACAGUCAUAUACUACUCCUACCCAACAGAUAUAACGUAUUAAGUGCAAUCCAUUUUCAUUUUGAUUAAAUCAUUAGAACAUUUCAUAAGAUUCACAUUAUUUCUACAGUGAUAUCUAACCCUGAUCCAUGUCAUUAUUGAAGUUUGUUUGUGCCUCAGAGUAAAAAAUAAAAUAAAAUAAGAGUAAUUGCGACUUUAUAUGUCACAAGUCAUCUUCAUUUAUCUUUAUUGUGAUUUUAUUUCUUACAAUAUAACUUUACAUAUCAUAAUGUGACUGUAUUUUGUAAUAUGACUGAUUUUACAUCUUGCAAUUGCAAUUUUGUAUCUUUAAAUUGUAACUAUAUUUCUCACAAUUGCACCUUUAUAUUUCACUGUUAAGUGAUUCUUUCUUAAAGCUAUUUUAUUACCUUGUUUUAUUUUUUACUUCGAGGUGAUAGUGGGUUUGUAAAGCAUUGUUGCAGUGUGUGAAGAAGUCAAAAGUCGUAGUAAUUCAGCGAGUUUGAAAUUCUGAAAAUCUGAAAUUCUUUGCGCACUUUUGAGGGAGGGAGAGCAAAACUGGUUAAUCUGCAAAAUUCCUUAUGGAGUGUGUUAAAAUGUGUUAAAACAUCUGACAGUUUAGCACAUGCAUAAUUGCUGUCAAUGUUAAUUAUAACUUAAAGGUGCAAUAGGUGAUUCUCUACAUAAAUAUUUUUGUUAUAUUGGUUGAAAGUCUCCUCAUAUCCUGAUAACAUAGUGAUUCCAUGUUAAACGGUCUAAAUGUAUUUUUGUAAAUAUCGUCUGUGGAAGGUGUAGGACAGUGGCGUGCAGGUGCCCCCGCAUUCCCAUUUCUCCCCCCGGAACACGGGGGCACCGCGAUGCGACCACUUUCACUUUUGCGAUAAAAGGGGCAGGGGCUCAAGUUCUCCCACAUCCCCCCCAUCGCCCCCCAUCCAGACCUCAUUCAUGGAGCACUGCAAACAAACAGCAGCCAGCCACCUACAGUUCCUACCGAAUCAAAACAAAUAACUUAUACUGGUUUCACACCAUAUCUACUGUUAUUAAGAGACGGCAACCUGUGACAUUCUAACCGCAGAUGUUAAGUCAGACUCGGAAUCAUGCAUGUCAGCAGUAUCAACAUUGAAAUGAAUCUGUAGCAGUCAGGUAUAAGCUCUCUAAGGUAUUUACGUUCAUUAUUGUUACAUUAUGUGAUUUGAGACAUGAGGUAGUUUAAUGCCGUCUCUUCUCUUGUGAUGCUUUGCCGAGAGCAGCUGUGUGUAUUUAUGUGUUUUGGAGGAGGUGUGGCUUUGGACGGCAAAUUGCAGGGAGGGUCGUAUUCUUUUAAUGCUAGCAGGCUAACGUUAGCAUUUCCCAGAUCACCUACUGCACCUUUAAGUUAAGCAGGAUUUUUGCUAGUGUAUUAUUUGCAAUUAUUGCAAAAAUUUUCUGUUGAACAAAGUGCCAAUCAGUGGUUAGAAUAUAGAAAAUGACAGUGAGUCUUAUAUCUGUCUAAUAAAAAAUACAGAUACAAAAUGAUAUAAAUGUGCCUAAAUAAUUGAGUGCAAAGCUUUACUGAUGACUGAAUGAUUACUACAUGAUGUAUUGUAAAAUGUUCUGUAGUUAUUCUACCAGGAUUUGUUGUGCAUCUUUGCAAAGGAUACAUAUUAUAAUGGAAAUUUGACUUUAAAGACAGUUUAUGCAGUUCAACACCAAAACUUAUCUCUUUAUUAAGAGAUUUGGUUUUCAGGCUCUUUUAGCAAUUAGCAAUAAAGAACUUAUUCAGGUGGAAAGGGGGAAGUGAUAGUCUGUCUCCAGGAGGUUCUUCUCCCUCAGGACUGAUAGAGGGAGUUGAUUCCAGUAAGAUGGGGGAAACAAGGAGCAGGAAGGAGCCUCAAGGCAGAUAUGACUCAGCUUUGCCUCUUGAUCUCGUCCAGUCAGGGGAACUUUGUCAGAUUCUGUUCCUCUCCGCCCCCUUCACAUGGUGUGGUGACAUGUCUCUCGUUAUUGACAGAACUAGCAGCCAAAUAGCGACUAGUAACAACUGCUUAUUUUAUACUGUAAUUUCAAAAGCAUUGCCAUUUGAGUCAGAAAAUCUCAAGCUCAGUCAGAUUGAACUAAAUAACAGGUUCAAAUCGCAAUGAAGGAUUGUGGGAAAGUAUUCAAAUGCAGUCAUGACAAACACCCUAUGAAAUCUGUCCUUUUUUACUUGCAGGCUAAAGGUUACUUUUUUCUUUGUUACUUUUACUUUUUAGUCGUUGCAUAAGUGGGCCACUUGAUGGCAGCAAAUACAUACAAGGCCAGUCUCAAUGUCAAUGUUUUUUUCUUUCUUUUUUGCAGAAUACAAACCCAAUUAACCUGUCGAUUUGGGUUAGUCUUGCUGAACUCACAACCUAUUGCUGGAUCAAUAAAAAUGUGUUAGAAUUUACUCAGCCUCAUGUAAUAUUUAUAUGACUUUUUAUUUUCUAACUGUAUAUUUGGCUGUUGUUUGCUGUGAUUAAUGUGAAACCUGAUGGAUACGAAUUUAAAACAACAUGAGGGUGAGUAAAUGAUCAGAAUUUUCAUUUUUGGGUGAAUUAUUCCUUUGACCCUCAUCCUUCCCAAAAUCCAUUACCAUUGCUUCAGUUAUACCACUGACUUGCAUUAAGCCUUCACACUUGAAUCCCAUAACACCAUCAGCACAAAGUUCACGUUUAUUUUUGCUCACACGUCUAAGGCUUAUUAUCAUUUCAUCAAAUGCCAGUGUGGAAUAUGUUCAUGUCUCUGCCAUGAAUUCUUUUUAGGUCUCUGUUCUCUCAGCGCCCUCUUUCAGACAUUUUAUAUGACUAAUACAGCAUGUCAAUGCAAGCAUAAACAGUUUAAGGCUAACAAAAGCCAGCUACUGCAUAGAAGACAGAUGAUUCCAGCACCACAUAAACAACCCUGUGAGCAGCAAGCAUGUUCUUCAGAGUCCAACUGACAUUGGAGUGCACACAUUCCCUGAUGGAUUGGGCAAAGGCUAACUGCUAGCCAGCUAAAUGACAGAUUGCACAGUGACAGUGGAGAUGAUCACUGUCUUGUAUAGAGAAAGGCUGUUUCAUCUUGUCUGGUCUAAUGAGCCCAAGACUAAGAAAAUGACCCAUGUGACACUGCUAAGAAACUGAAUGGAAUUAAGGAUAUUGAUCAGGGACCUACAGUAAUUGUAGAGGGUGUUUAUAAUGACAGUGAUUGUGUGAUGAGAGUUUAUUUCUAAAGACAGAGCAAAGUUUUAAAAAAAGAGGACUUUAUGCAAAUGAGUAGCAAUUUGAUGUGGCGUGGCGUGGCGUAGUCAGUGGAGCUCAUGUGAUCCAUCUCCUGUGAGAUACAAGCUGAGAGUAAGAAGACAGUUAAUGUGAGCAAUUUCACUGUUCUAUAUAAUUUGCCUCUGCCCACACACACUACUGCUCAAAAGUUUGGGUCAGUAAGAUUUUAAU